Messenger RNA from Striga hermonthica, 672 nucleotides. NCBI's taxonomy places the organism in Eukaryota, Viridiplantae, Streptophyta, Magnoliopsida, Lamiales, Orobanchaceae. The record is from the annotation of a GenBank genome assembly.
AUGUCCACAGAAAGGGAGAGAUUUGAGGAUAUAAGCAAGAAAAUAAAGAGAGAAAGCGAUGGCUUUCCUCACCACCACCACCACCAGGUCGCCGGAGGUGGGAUAAGAGUUCAGACUGGGGCCGGCGGCGGAACCCUAAACACAAUAACCCCUUGCGCCGCCUGCAAGCUCCUGAGGCGACGGUGCUCUCACGAGUGCCCUUUCUCUCCCUAUUUCUCCCCGCACGAACCCCACAAGUUCGCCUCCGUUCACAAGGUCUUUGGCGCCAGCAACGUCUCCAAGAUGCUCAUGGAAGUACCCGAAUACCAAAGGGCCGACGCGGCUAACAGUCUCGUUUACGAGGCGAACGUGCGGCUGCGGGACCCGGUCCAUGGGUGCAUGGGCGCGAUCUCGGCACUUCAGCAACAGGUUCAGUUUCUGCAGGCCGAGCUUAAUGCCGUGAGGGCCGAGAUUUUGAAAUAUAAGUACGCACAACAACAAAACGAAAUGUCCACGUCACCACACAUAUGCACGUUGCUCUCCUCGGGAGUCGUGUCCAUUGCCACGUCACCGCCACCCGUGCCUCCUCCUUCUCCGCUUGGGUCGGGACUUCCCCUUGUUGACUUCAGCAUCGAUAUAUCUACCGGGGAUAAUAACAGUAAUAAUAAUAAUAAUAUGACGUAUUUUGGUUGA